CUCACCGGCAGCAAGUUUCUGCUAUACCACUGAUAAACUGGACAGUCCGGACAAUUUUAUACAUCAAAAUUGCCUGAGUACAUCCCUACAAUGGCCUCCACCUCAGUUGGGGAUAAACAGUUGCAGAGGAUAAUCAGAGAUCUGCAUGAUGCAGUGAUAGAGUUAAGUAAGGAACACAGGGAGUGUGGUGAACCCAUAACGGACGACUUCGCCAACCUGCACAAGUUCUUCUACAAACUAGAAUACCUGCUGCAGUUUGACCAAAAAGAGAAGACAACCUUUCUUGGCCAGAGAAAAGACUACUGGGAUUACUUCUGCGACUGCCUGAUUAAGAUCAAGGGAGCUAACGAUGGCAUCCGUUUCGUUAAGUCCAUCCCUGAGUUGAAGACAUCACUGGGGAAAGGAAGGGCUUUCAUCCGCUACUCGCUCGUUCACCAGCGUCUUGCUGACACACUGCAGCAAUGUUUUAUGAAUCUGAAGGUCACAAGUGACUGGUAUUAUGCCCGGAGUCCUUUCCUCAAGUCUCACCUGACUGGAGACAUAAUCAACAAUCUUUAUGAACUCAACCAGAUCCAAUUUGAUGUGGCAGCCAGAGGUUAUGACCUUGAUGCAGAUUGGCCAAAAUUUGCAAGGCGAACAUUAGGAUCUGGCUCCUCAGCUUACCUUUGGAAACCCCCGAGUCGCUGCUCUAGUGUGAACAGUCUGGUUAGCAGUUAUUCACACUCACAGGGUCAGGAGUUCCUUCCAGUCCCAGACUUGAGCCACAGUGGUCUUGAUGAACUGGGAGAACUGGGGGAACCUUCUUCCUGCAGCAUUGCAGAGAAUCUGCGCAUUGAGCUUGACCAGUCCGAGCUCAGACAGCAGGAGCUUUUGGUGCGGGUUCAGGAGUUAGGCAAGGAGGCUGCGGAGCUGAAAGAUAUUGUAAAACACCUUCAAGAACAGUUGUCAGCUCAGAAGUCUGCCAAUUCGACAUCUACAGCAGUCCAAAGUAACCCAGAAACAUACAGUGAAGAAAGAGUUAAUCACUAUCAAACCUGCAGGGAACCGAUAAGAAGUGAACUUCAAGAUAGACUCACAACUGCUGAGAACAAAAAUAUGGAGCUUCUUUCUAAGUUAGAUGAGGCUCUUAAAGAAAGGGGCCAACAAACUGCUAGUUACUGUGAAUCAGCCUGGAAAAUCCAGGAACUCCUGGAUAAACUCAAGUCUGCAGAGGAGGGGAGGCUGGAGGCUAAGAGAGAGGCUGAGGACACGGCGAGGCACUGUGAAUGUCUGUCGCAGCAACUAAAACUCAGGGAAGAAGAAUUGAAGAAUGCUAAGGAGAGGCUAGCUGAAGUAAAAGCUGGAGCUGAUGACGAACGGGAGGCAGCGCUCAUGCGGUUAGAGGAGCUCCAGAGUGCGGUUGGUCGAAUUCAGGGGGCAUUGACUUUGAAAGAGAAAGAGACAGGGAAUUUGAGAGCACAGCUUCAGGACCUGCAGGCCUCACUGGAAUGCAGGGAAAGGCAGGCGGAGGAACUGAGAAAAAUGCUCCAGGAAGAGAGGGAGGAGGUAGAGAAGCAGUGUAGUCUCAGUAGCAGCCAGAAUGAGGAACUUGAGAGUCUGAGCUUGGAUUUAAGAAAAACGCUUAAAAGCAGAGAGAAAGAGCUAGCUGCGAGUUCAGAAAGAAUCAAACAUUUGGAGGAGCAGUUAGAUAAGCUAAACGUGGGGAAAGAAACAGUGGCCCCUCGAAUUAUUGAUGAUGAAAUAACAUCUUGCAGUCAAUCAGAGAAUACUGCAGAUGACAAAACACAGUUCAGCAGUCUAAUGGAAAUAAAUGCUAAGCUUCUCCAAACGGUUAGGAAAAGUGAGGUAAGCAUUUCCGAGCUAACUGAGAGCAGGGCUGCCCUGUUAGACCAGCUAGCUUCUUUGAAGGCGUCUGAGAAGCACUUCAGAAGUAGAGUAGAAGCUGCAAAGAUGAGUGUGGAAGACAGAGAGAAAAAGCUUUUAGAUGAAAACCUGAAAUUGGAGGAGAUGGUUCAGAAGGCGUUUAUGCAAAGGGAGCAAUCUGAUGCUCAGUUAAAGAAGCUGGAGCAUGAGAAUACUGAGCUUCUCGGCAGUCAGUCCACACUGAAGAAACAGUUAGCCACAACUCAACAGGAACUGGAUUCAUUCACUACCAAAGCUGAAAAGUUAGAGAAGAACAUUAUAGCGUCGCAGAAAAGCCAAGCAGAGUUACUUGAAAAGCUCCAGGAAACCGAAGCUAAGCUAAGAGACCAGACUGUAAAAUGUGAGCUUCUCCAAGGUCGAACUGAUGAGCUAGAAAGCAGGAGUGGGGAGCUGCAUGAUGAAAAAGGAGCCGCAGAGAGCAACGAAAAAAUGCAAAAGCUUCACAGUGAGCACCAGACUUCCUCAGUGGAAUCCAAAGAGGCCCCAUUCAGGCUGGUUAUAGCUGAGGCACAACUGGAAGUCAACGUGAGAGAGGUAACCAGGCUCCAGGAAGAGGUGGUGGAGCUUAGGGCACAACUCCUGGCAGGAAAUGAGGAGAGGAUGAAAGCUCAGGCCCUGCAGGAGGUGACAGAAGCCUCCAGAGAAGACCUUCGUGUUUUAGUAGAACAACUGAAGGCCCAAGUGGAGGAACUAAACCGCCGGCAUGUGGAUGAAAUUCUUAGAUCUCGCGAGCGUGAGGAGGCUCUUAUUCGUGAGCGAGAUGGCGAGGCACAGGCUCGAGCCGGUCUUGCUGCAGAGGUGACGGCCUCUAGAGAGGAGCUUGAUAAGCUUAAGAUGCGUUACAAUGCUUUGUGUCUGGAGAACAGUGAAUCAAGGGAGGCCCUUCACAGAGCCAACACAGAGACCGCAGAACUAGGCGUGCACGUGUGCAUGCUGACCGCUGAGAACGAGGAGGCUCGGCUGCGCUGGGAGGGUCAGUCAACAAAGCUGCAGGAGCUGGAGGAGGAGGCGGCUCAGGAAGCAGGAAGGCUGAAUGCCUGCAUGGAGCAGCUGCGCAAGGAGAACCAGGAGCUCCACAGUCAGCUCCCAAACACUGAGAAUUUGAUGGCAUCCAAGGAGAAACUGGAGAAACAGUUGAGGGAGGCCCAACAGGAAGUCGAAGCUGUGCGGGAGAUGAACCAGGAAGAGAAUCAACAACUGCAGCUGCAGCUCAGCAGUGAAGCUGUGAGCCAUGAAAGCCAGCUCCAGAGCACGAUUCAAGAGUUAGAGGAUGUUAAAUUGCAGCUCCAGACUGAGCAUGAGAAGGUAGUUGCCCUGGAGAACAACCUCAAGGGGCUAGAGGCUGAGAAUCAGAGAUACUGCCAACAGAUUGAGGAGACAAACAUCCAGAUGGCCGAGUCUGAAAACCUCAUCCAGCAGAAAGAAGACGAGAUAAUCCAUCUGAAAGGGAAUUUAUCAAGAUCUGAGGAGGCGUUAGCAGUUGCUCAGCGGGCCUGUCAGGAGAUGGCUGAAAACCUACGGAGAGUCACACAGGACAAACAAAGCUUUGACGUGAAAAUGGCUGCUGAACUGGAUGAUCUUUACCGUACCAAAAUCAAUUUGGAAGAAAGGCUUGUGGAGCUCAUCAGGGAGAAAGAUGCCCUUUGGCAGAAGUCAGACGCUCUGGAGUUUGAGCAGAAGCUGCGGGAUGAGGAGUCGGAGAGGGACGUUAACUACUGUCUGGGCUGCCACACUCAGUUCAGCUGGUGGUUCCGCAAGUACAGCUGCAGGCUGUGUGGUCGUCCUUUCUGCUACUACUGUUGCAGCAGCACAGUGAGCACCCAGCAGGGUGGCAACAGAGAGCGCUGCUGUAAGGACUGUUACAACCAGCACAGUGCAGUAGUUGAGCGCCACCCGCAGGAAGAAGUGACUCACAGCACACCGGGAACACCAUUUAGGCGCUUUCUGCAGGCUGGCCUGGCUGUAAGCGGUGUUUCAGGAGCAGGUGGAGAUGAGAAACUGGACGAUGGUGUUUUUGACAUUAUCACAGAUGAAGAAGUGAUUGGGGCGUACGACAGUGAAUCCCUGUCUUUUGUCCCCGCUUGCUCGCCUGGACAUGGACAGCAGGGGGCAGCACAACUAAACAGCAGUGCCAGUGCGGGAGACGUCACAUCAGAGGAUACUGACGACCUCAGCGCUGCGGUACAGGACGCAGAGAUCUGCCUGCUGAAAUCUGGAGAACUGACGUUCUCUGUGCACUUCACGGUGGAUGACAUCGCAGCGUUUGGCGACAGCCCCCGAGAGCUCUUCAUCAAAUCCAGCUGUUACAGCACCAUCCCCAUCACCAUGAGCAACCGUGGUCCUACCGUGUCCUGGACCUUCACAUCUGAACCAAAGAGCAUCUCCUUCAGUGUGGUCUACAGGGAGAGCACUGAGACUCCACUGGAACAAGCCAAGGUUUUGAUCCCUCUGACCCGUUGUAACUCCCACAAGGAGACAAUACAGGGGGAACUAAAAGUCAGAAAUCCUGGAGAAUACACACUUAUCUUUGACAAUUCCUUCUCCAGGUUCAUCUCUAAGAAAGUGCUGUAUCAUCUGAGUCUAGACAAGCCUGUGGUCUACGAUGGAACCGACCUCCUCUGAGUGUGGCAGGAGCAGCACGAGGAUGUGUAACACUGACUUUUUCAAACUGUCAAGGCUGUUUAAGCGCAUAGGUAUCACUUCAGAGUCUUCUGAUGCUGAGCAGCCUCAGCGGAAAGGUCACAGCAUUAAAACACAUAAGUAAAUAACAAUAUUACACUACGGUAUGUCAGCAUGCACUUUUAUGAAAGCUAGUUUAAAUAUACAUAAGGAAGGAUAUCCAAAGUUCAGGCGCUUUCGUAUUUGAAUGUGACCGCUUAAUGUGUGUGUCAGUUAAAAUCUUCUUUUCAUAGUAUGAGAAGUUUUAUGUUUUGAUAUCCAAAAGUAUCAAAAUCAAACAAAAAGGGUUGAGAAAGUGUUUAUAUACACUUUAAAAAAAAACAGGGAGGGAUGUGGGGUGUUGCGUAAAUAAGAUAAAAAUUCUUUAUGAGAAAAAAAAUAAUAUACAGUAAUAAUUGUAGUACAUUGUUCCCAGAAAAGCUCUGACUGCUGGCAAACACAUGCGAUUGAGUCAUAAUCAAACAGGGAGCCUCUUGUUGUGAAAGCGUCUGUGGUUGCAAGCUGAGAUCAAAUCUAAUCACUUGAUUUAUUAACGGUAACUUUGAUUGUAAAACUUUUCAGUGGAAGAAUUCAACUCUGAUGUUAACAGAGUCUUAACUGACGCAUCAGUGGACAUUAAUGCUGCGGUAGAAUGAGCCCAGCAGUCCUUUCACAUAUCUUUCUUACUGUUGCCUUUUCAGCUGUCAGAAAUUAGAUGAAAUGGAUGUGUUGCAAUCAUGACGAAGCUUAAAUGGAAGAAACAGAACCACAGGAAGAACCCGGAAAGCAUUUGGUUUUAUUUAUCUUGAGUAAACAGGCUUUAUUUCAGUGCUUUGUCUCUAGUGGUUGCAGCUGAAGACAGAGGGGAAUGUGGCUGCUUGGGUUCUGUGCAUGCAAACAUUAAGAGUGUGUGCAAGCUUUCCCAUCUUCAUUACGCACAUAUCAAAAUGUAAGUUUCAGUGCUUCAGUAUUUAGUUGUUUUUCCCCAUCAGUUUAACCAUCACUCUUGAUGGUUUUACAUUUAAAGUGAGCAAAAAUGGGACAAAUUCUCAUGAAAAGCACAAAGCUGUUACUGUCUCUAGAAAGAAAAAAGAAUCAUCUUUAGAAUGAUUUUCUUGGGGUUUUUUUAUGCUUUUGCUGUGUAAUGUUCUGGAUGAGUUAAUUAGAGUGUUUUGUUAUGAGAAAUGUGCAAAACCUGCAGUGUGUCAAACAGAAAACACGAGCCUCAGCCUUUAAAUCACACAAGUCUAAAAAUUCUGUUACUUUAAUACUUGAAUUUUUUCAUAUGUGGACCUUUAAAAGGUUUAAUGUGGAAGAUGAUCCAAGUUUUCAAUCAGCAAUCCUCUCAGUGUCUCAUCAUUUAACAAUACUGACAGAGUAACAUUGAUUUAACUGCUUUGCUCUAUCCAGAGGUUUUACAAAAUCUCCUCCACCAUUUUAAACCCAUUUUGUAAUUUAUGUUGUGAAGAACUGACAGGAGAAAAGAAAAUAAGGAAAAAUGCUAAUUGAUUUUUAUACAUCCGCUCAUUAAGAGUGACAAGUUGCCAAAUAUAUUUUACAAUUCUUAAAUGGGAGUUUCUAUUUAAAGACACUGCGACAUGACUGCUGUAUAAUGCACUUUGUGAAAGGGCUUUUUGUCGAUAUGUAUCCCAUGAGCCUUUGUGCCAGAUGAUGAAUGAGGUUUUUUUCUCCUCCAUAUGUAGGCAGUGUUUGAUUGUAGAUGUUUACAGCUGGAUUUACCAGAGGGAAUCUGCCGGCAUGUCUUAUGAGAACUAAAUAUUUAUACUAGAAAUGAUGUACGUUUAUGGUUAAUAAAUAAGGAUUGUGUGAUGAA
This is a messenger RNA of Maylandia zebra (zebra mbuna), 6415 nucleotides long. It is a transcript of the gene fyco1b, whose product is annotated as FYVE and coiled-coil domain autophagy adaptor 1b. Gene Ontology annotation, molecular function: metal ion binding. NCBI's taxonomy places the organism in Eukaryota, Metazoa, Chordata, Actinopteri, Cichliformes, Cichlidae. Gene Ontology annotation, biological process: positive regulation of autophagosome maturation; plus-end-directed vesicle transport along microtubule. Gene Ontology annotation, cellular component: lysosome; late endosome; autophagosome. The record is from RefSeq and is a predicted model, not a curated record.